Pelmatolapia mariae (spotted tilapia) is the source of this 3114-nucleotide messenger RNA. It is a transcript of the gene them4, whose product is annotated as thioesterase superfamily member 4. The record is from RefSeq and is a predicted model, not a curated record. The transcript is spliced from 6 exons. NCBI's taxonomy places the organism in Eukaryota, Metazoa, Chordata, Actinopteri, Cichliformes, Cichlidae. The coding region runs from base 292 to 1041 and encodes 249 amino acids.
CGCCGGAAGUUUACAGCCUGAUCUUGACACAUGAAAGUCACCGGUAAAAUAAUAGCAGUGACACCCGCCAUAGGACGUAUUCCUAUUCUGUGAGGCAGCGGAACAUAAACACGAGUCAAAGAUGGUUGAGUCCCUUUUAUUUUUAAAGCAGACCAGUGUUUACUGCAGCGACCGUAGUCUGUUUGGGCGCUAACUGACGAAAGCAUUUGCCAGCUAACUCUCGACGACCAGUUACAGCAUCAUUUAUCUACCUCAGAAUAUAGAAGAUAUCACCGCGGGGACAGUUUACAGAUGGCAAGGAGACUGGGUCGAAUAUUCAGGGGCUUUCAGAGCCUCGGUUCACUCGCAUUCAUGAAGUCUGAACUCAGCAACCUCCCUGCCAGCGUUUCAUUGAAGAGUAUGGUGCGAGCGCUUCCAUCGCUCUUUUCAUCCAACCCCCGGGACUUCAGCCUUCCUAACUCCUCAUGGGGCACAGAAAUGAGGCAGCUGUAUGAACAUUAUAACAGCCAAUGUGAGGCGGUGACAGACGGAGGAGAGGAACAGAGUGGACUGUGGAACAGACUGCCAAGCUACAAUCGUUCUCUGAAGUAUGCUGCAGGUGGAGUAUACCUUAGCAAGAUAAUCCAGGCAAAAGCUCGUCUUUUCACCCGCAACAUCAGAGACCCGGGGGCAGCAUUUGAGUACGUUAUCUUUGCUAACAAAAAGGAGCAAAGGUGUGUGUGCAUUUUCCAGGCUGGACACCUUCUGGAGGGACCACCAGGAAAUGUCCACGGAGGGGCGAUAGCCACUAUGAUUGAUACCGUGACAGGAACUCAUGCUUGUGUGCAUUCUGGACCCGUUAUGACUGCCAACCUCAACAUCAACUACCGCAGUCCCAUCCCGCUGGGAAGUACAGUGUUGAUCGAAUCCUCUCUGGAUAAGAAGGAAGGCAGGAAAACGUUCAUUUCGUGUAAAGUGACCAGUGCUGACGGCGCCAGAUUGCACACAGAAGCAACAGCACUGUUUGUGUCAAUCGGCGUCAGCCAACUAAUGAAAGGGUGACACGAACCCGCCAGCCAGCCAUCUAUGAAGAAGGAGACUUCAGAAACAGUGUGCAUUUUUUUGUUUUGUCUAAUUGGGCCAUUAGGUUUUUUUUUAAUUAAAAGGAUGUACAUAUUUUCUAGGCGAUAGAAGGAAACUCUUAUAUUAAAUUAAAAAAAGUUAACCUUCUAUUUAUACUACUAAUAUGUUGCAGCUGAUCUGAUACUUAGCUCUACUUGACUGCCGCUGCUUCACGUUACUAACUCAUGAACAAAUUUACUGAACUAAUUCAGAAGUAUUGAUGGUAUUGAUGCAGUAUUGAUGGUUUUAAUUAAGACUGCUGCGUUUGAGAACAACAUUAUUGAUUUAAAUGUACUGUUCAUUUAUUUAUCAUUUUAUUUUCUCCAAAAAAGCCUUACCUAAUGGUAUUGUGGUGCUCAUGCAGGUGGUGCGUUUGUCGGAGUUAAAUAAUCCGCAUUGAGAAAUAAAACGGUUUUUUUGAGAUACUUUGAAACUGAUGAUCUUUACAUUUGAGUAGAUACCGUCAGACUUAAUCCUGAAGUAAUUCUGUGGUAAUCUGCUGAUCUUAAUGAUAUUUUAUAGGUUAAUACUACUAAUAGUAAACACUGUGUAGUAAAUGUUGAAAGGUUUAAUUAAGGGAUACUGAAAUAUAUGUGAUACAACAUCAGCUUACUACUUUUUGUCAGUAAAUCACACAACUGAAGGACGAAUGGGUUCUAAAUUUAUUCUUGAAGUUUUGUGCCCCUUACAUCACAAAUGUUACACAGUUUUGUUUUUCAUGUGUGGGUUGUAAACUGUUACCCCACCGUGUGGUGGUUGUGGUUUUAUUUGAAUGUGGGGUGUGAAUUUGCAUGCCAUGAGAAAUUAUGACAUACAAUGAAGGCAUGAGGACUUCAAACCCAAAAUCGUCACGACAACUGGCUGUUUUUUACAUGAGCUGGUUAUUCUCGUUCACUCUGACACUUUGAACGUGUUUCUACAUUCAGAAACGGCUGACGGAUGCCGCAGUAUGCCAUAAUAAGUAACACAGUCCACAUCACAGAGAUCAGUGCUGCUCUAGCAGCCACUGCAGACCACAGUUCUACAAAACAUGACACCUGAGAGUAUGUAGAGUACUGUUUUUGAUUAAACACAUACUGUACUGACUAUAGGUUGAGGACAACAUACCUCCCGAAUAGGCUGGCAUCUUGUAACUGAGGAGCAAUUACAAAAUGACUCCAAAACAUAAAAAUAUUAUAUGUGGGAUUAGUUUUUUUAGGGAGGUAGCAGGUUCACUUUCCAAUUAUAAUAUCAAAAUGUAUACGAUGACUACCUGACCUUUCAGAGCUAAGUUAAAGUCAUAAUGCACCAUGUCCAACCAGCAAUAUUUAAGAGCAAAGCCUUCCUGCUUGUAACUUUACAUAGACUUUCAAAUGGCUUCACUACAGUUGCUGAGACCAUGAUAUCAAAUGUGAAUGUUCAUUAUGCAGUGCAACCCAAUUAAAAAGUAUUAGUUUAGCUAUAUUUUCAUUUCAGAUUAGUUUUUACCUUAUAGUUGUUUUGUCACAUUUAGAGUCACAUGAAAAACAAAGAUUGUAUUGGUCUCUGUGUAGCCCUGUUAAAAAGCCAAGUACACCCCAUAAUUAAACGUCUUGUAGAAUCAACUUUAGCAGCAAUGACCUGAAGUACUCGUUCUCUUCUUGCUUUUGUCAGUCUCUCACGUCAUGGUGGAGGAAUUUUGGCACACUCUUGUUAACAGUGUUCCUUUAGUUCAUUAAGAUUCAUUCAUGCACACCUCUCUUAAGGUCUCACUACAACAUUUCAGUCUUGUUCAAGCCUGGACUUUGACUCGGCUGUUGCAGCACCUUGAUUAUUUUUCUUUUUUCAGUCAUUCUGUUUUGCUGCUGUGGAUCUUUCUCCUGUCGCAUGAUCAAAUUCCAUCCAAGCGUUAGCUGUUGGACACAUUGGGAUUGGAAUAAGAUAACACAAAGAUAAGAAUCUGGAUGGCCCCUAUACUCUUUGGCCUGGAAGACUUGCAGUUUAAUAUUUAACGUCUUGAUUUCUCAGUCCACAGGCUGAUUUUCCACUAUCCCA